Messenger RNA from Papilio machaon (common yellow swallowtail), 1410 nucleotides. Its product is annotated as E3 ubiquitin-protein ligase TM129. Bases 206 to 1315 code for a protein of 369 amino acids. Gene Ontology annotation, cellular component: endoplasmic reticulum; membrane. The transcript has 5 exons. NCBI's taxonomy places the organism in Eukaryota, Metazoa, Arthropoda, Insecta, Lepidoptera, Papilionidae. Gene Ontology annotation, biological process: protein ubiquitination. The record is from RefSeq and is a predicted model, not a curated record. Gene Ontology annotation, molecular function: ubiquitin protein ligase activity.
CAAUCUUGGCUGAAUGAUUCAGUAUCCAAGCCAUAAAAUCUUUAAAAAACAUUUUAAGGUGUCAUUGAUAAGCAGUAUUGAUAUUGUGCUUAUUUAAUACACAAUUUUGAUAAGGAAAAGAAGGAAACUGCGCAUCCGCUAUGUUUUAACUUCAUUUUUGUGCGUGGUACCGAGAUAAAAAAUAACAAUAUCUUUGUAAAUUUGAAUGUCCUUCGCAAUGGAUAUACUUCUCACAUUAUUCUAUUUGCUAUUUUCAUUUUGCGUUAUUUAUCCACCCACUGAGUUCGUGGCCGCUGGGUUUACUAUUCCUCAGAUCUUCGAGGGAUUUUUAGGUUCCGAAAAUAUGAACUUUAUCGGAUAUCAUAUGAAGAGAAUAACAAUUACGGCUUUUUUUCAUUCUUGUUUGCCGCUGGGAUAUGUUUUUACACUGUGGUGCGGUGGUGAGCGAGGGUCGUGGAUGAUGCCGUCGGCGAUCUCUACAGUUAUCAUUGUGUUGCUAAUGUGCUAUAAGCUCGUUUGCUGGUGGGAGUACGAAAAACUGAAGCACCCUGUCGUACGGCCUCUUUUAUGUUACGUACCUCAGGGCUGCGACUGGCGGGUGGUCGCUAAUAACAUCAAUAUUGCUUUUCGCAGUGUGGACAAAGUGUGCCUGCCACUGACUGCCACAAGCAAGUUGGUGGCCACUGAUACUUGGCUCAUUAGAGUCACUCAAUAUGGCAUGAAUGCUGUGCAGCAUGGAGACUGUUCAUUAUUUGCUACUGCUACUGAUAACCACACUCUGACUCCAACGGGUGAGGAGGAGGUGCAAUAUGUGAACAUAGAAGUGAUCCCAUACCGGCCCGAUGUGGAGCCCUUCUCAUUCCGAGUUACGACGACCGCACUGCGCGAGCUACAACCCCGUCUGCCGCGACCCGUUCGAGUGCCCGACCAUAUUUCGCUACUGCCCACAGUUGUUGAGAGAUUUGUCACACUUUUCAAACACUAUGUCGACCAGAACCCCACCUACUAUGUUGAUCAGGAACUGGAGCAGUGCAUUGGGUGCAUGCAGAACAUGGCGGAUGUGAAGCUGGACCGACGCUGCGAGCCGGUGCCCGCGCCGCUCGCCGGCAUCGCGCCGCCGCCCUGCCAGCAGUGCAACUGCAGGGUGCUGUGGUGCUGCUCGUGCAUGGCGCGGUGGUGGGCGGCGCGGGCGGGGGCUGCACUGGGGGCUGGCACGCCCAGCAGCGCGUGGCUGGCGGCGCGCGGCUCGUGCCCCGUGUGCCGCGCCGUCUUCUGCAUGCUGGACGUGCUGCCGGCGCGCCAGCGGGACUCCUGAAGUAUGUUCCUCCUGGCAAACCCGCCGCCGCUCUAAACCACACGCUAUACUAACCACUACAUUCAAGUUUGCAAUGUUGUGGUAUUUACACUUUU